Messenger RNA from Nipponia nippon (crested ibis), 519 nucleotides. RefSeq names its product nudix hydrolase 19 (gene NUDT19). Lineage: Eukaryota; Metazoa; Chordata; Aves; Pelecaniformes; Threskiornithidae. The record is from RefSeq and is a predicted model, not a curated record. Gene Ontology annotation, molecular function: hydrolase activity, acting on acid anhydrides, in phosphorus-containing anhydrides. Gene Ontology annotation, cellular component: mitochondrion.
UACGACCCGGCGUUCUACCGGUGCUGCCUGGAGAAGCGGCCGCCCCACGCCUCGCAGGACGACCAAGAGGUGACAGCCUUCCUGUGGUCGUCACCUCCAGAAGCCAUUGAACGCUUUAAAUCUCAAGAAAUAUGGUUUGCUCCACCUCAGUUCUAUGAAUUGUGUAGGCUGUGCAACUUCUCUUCACUUCAUGAGUUACACAAGUUCAGCUCUGAUCGAGCUCUAGAGGGAUGUGAACGUUGGAUGUCUGUGGUGUUAACUGCUUCAGAUGGCUACAUUCAGCUAUUGCCAGGAGAUGAGUUAUAUCCAGAAGAUCCAGAUUAUACAGGAGAAAAGAAAAUAAUCAUGUCAACAGAUAAGAAGGUUGAAGAUCUCAUGAAAGAGGGUAGUGUAUUUCACAGGAUAGUAAUAAAAAACAUCAACGAUUUUGCUGUCUAUGUUAAUAUUCAAGCAAAAUAUAAACAUAUGAAUCCAUUGAUGAUAAACUCUGAUUGUCCAGAUUACAAUAGCAGAUUAUAG